AUGGCUCAUGUUUCUGAUUCCUUCCGGAAGUUUUUUCCUCCUGCUCAUUCUCAGGACUCCAGCAGUGACAUCAGCACAGCUAACCUCCUUUUGCUGAGCAGGCAGAAUCGUCUUAUGAAUGGGAAUAAUCAAAACUUCCAUCCAUCGUCACCUAUGGGAAGAGUUAUUCUUAUUAACACACCACUAGAAGCUAACAGUGAUGAGAGUGAUGCUAUCAAUGCCUUUACGGUGGAGAAGAGCAAAGAGGGGAAGCUGGGUUUCAGUGUGCGUGGGGGCUCUGAACACGGCCUGGGUAUUUUUGUCAGUAAGGUGGAAGAGGGCAGCAGUGCAGAACAAGCUGGACUUUGUGUUGGGGAUAAAAUCACAGAGGUGAACAGUGUGAGCUUGGAGAAUAUUACAAUGGGAAGUGCUAUCAAGGUCCUGACAGGGAAUAACAGGCUGCGAAUGGUUGUGAGACGUAUGGGCAAAGUGCCAGGGAUAAAGUUUUCCAAAGAAAAGACUACAUGGGUUGAUGUGGUAAACAGGCGCUUGAUUGUGGAGAGGAGUGGCUCAAGUCCCUCAGAUACCAGCUCUGAGAUAGCAAGGCGACGCAUCAUCCAUCUCUACACCACAUCUGAUGAUUAUUGCUUGGGUUUCAAUAUCCGUGGAGGGAAGGAGUAUGGCCUUGGCAUCUAUGUCUCCAAAGUGGAUCCUGGCGGGCUGGCUGAGCAACAUGGGAUCAAAGUUGGUGACCAAGUCCUUGCAGCCAAUGGAAUCAAGUUUGAUAACAUCAGCCAUAGCAGGGCAGUGGAAGUGCUAAAGGGGCAGACCCACAUCAUGUUGACCAUUAAGGAAACAGGGAGAUUCCCGGCAUACAAGGAAAUGGUGGCUGAAUACUGCUGGCUCAACAGAUUGACCAAUGGCCAGUUGCAGCAGCUGUCCCAAACCUCUGAAUCCAGCUCGUCCAUGUCAUCCUAUUCCUCAGGGACCCCCUUAAGCUCCAUGAAUGGCCUAUUUAUGGCCCCAGUUCCCAGCUCAGCAGAAAGUUGCAUGGUUGAUGUUGGCAUCUCCACAGAGUUGCCAGUUCAGAGCCAUUUGUCACAGAGGGCAGAGACUGCCAUGCAGACGGAACCAUUGCCUGAUGGGGCCUUCUUUUCAGGGAGCCUGAUCUCAGAAACCCAGAGGAUUGUGCAGCCCAUGGAAAUCCUAAAAGACACGGCCAUUCGCACAGAAAGCCUCAAGGAGUCCUUCCACCUAAGAAAGCACCAGCCAUUUGUUAGCAAGGAAAUCACAGAGCCAUCCCCCAAAAUGGCUCUUCUACUAGCGCUCAGUCAUCCCCGUCUGCCCAUUAAGCGAUCACAGAGCUAUCUGACCAUCUGUGAGGAAAAGCAUCAAAGAAAGAAAGGGAAGCUUGUAUCAUCAGAGAAGAAAGUCACUCUCCAGCGCUCCAAAACCCUGAUGAACCUGUUCUUUAAGAGCACCCGAGUAGGGAGGCCAAGCUCAACAACUGGAUCCCUGGAAUCACAGAAGCAGCCCAAAUUACCUGCACAGCCUGACGGGGAGAAAGGAAAAGGAUGCUCCUUUGUGUCUCUGAGCUCCAAGGCAUCUAACAAACACAGUGGUGGUGACAGCCACCUGCUGCUCAUUGAGGACAUGGCCAGGAAGCUGCUGAUGGAAGAUGAAGUGGCAGCUGUAUUGCGACACUGCACCCGAUACAUCCGAGAAGGAGGGGUGGAAGACCUGGUGAGGCCCCUGCUGGCAAUUCUUGACCGUCCUGAGAAGUUGUUGCUUCUCCGAGAUAUCAGAAAUGUGAUUGCCCCUACAGAUCUUGGCCGCUUUGACAGUAUGGUGGUGCCCCUGGAGAUGGAAGCCUAUGGUGCACUCAAGAGCAGAACAGUGAGAUCACCUGCCCUCCGCCCAGCACAACAUGAAACACCCCCAAAGAGACAUCUUAUCACUCCAGUGCCUGGUGAGUUUUUCUGUUAUUUCAGGGGUAGUUUUCUUCUGAAACCAGUGAUGACCAACAGGGCAAAUGGGGAGGAGGAACACAAGGAAAUACUGAAAGAUGCCAUGGAAAGGCUGCAGCUCUCUCCCAGACAUGGACAGACUCAACCUCAAAACUAUAUUCCUCUUGCUGAUGUGCCAGUGGAUGCCUACACUCCCAACAGGGUCUCUUCCUCAGUGACCAGUAGCAAAGAACCCCUUUGGAGUCUAACUAAACCUACAAAAUCCUCAAUGAGCUCCCUACACACUGUAUCCUCUCAGGUCCAAUCCCUGGAGCAUGGACAACCUGGCAGAGGGAGGCCUCCUUCUUCAAAAUCAAGCCAUAGACAUGCUGUAGCAUGGGGACCAUAUGAGGAAAUCUUGCCUGCCAGGGAUACCCUCUAUUCUGUUAUUAAUCGACCACACAGAGCUAGGCCCCUGGUCUCACAGCUCUUCAAGGAAACCUCAGCUACUAGCAAGGUAAUGCAAGCAGAAAUGGGAGAUGAGAGCCCAGAGAACCAGCUCCAAAAUGGCCCCAGUGACAAGGAGGAGGAGGAAUAUGAAUUGGUGACUGUCAGCCUAUCCAAGAACAAGCAAUCUCUGGGCAUCAGCAUUUCAGGAGGAAUAGAAUCCAAAUUGCAGCCAAUGGUGAAGAUUGAGAAGAUAUUUCCUGGGGGAGCAGCAUCUCUGAGUGGAGAACUGGAGGCUGGCUAUGAACUGGUUGCAGUAGAGGGAGAGAGUCUACAGAAUGUAACACACCAGCGAGCUGUGGACAUAAUCCGCCAAGCCUACCGCAACAAAGCUAAGGAGCCCAUGAAGAUUGUGGUGAAGGUGCCGAAGAAAAUCAAAUAA
Messenger RNA from Protobothrops mucrosquamatus (brown spotted pit viper), 2814 nucleotides. RefSeq names its product PDZ domain containing 7 (gene PDZD7). Gene Ontology annotation, cellular component: cilium; plasma membrane; stereocilia ankle link complex. Gene Ontology annotation, biological process: sensory perception of sound; auditory receptor cell stereocilium organization. Lineage: Eukaryota; Metazoa; Chordata; Lepidosauria; Squamata; Viperidae. The transcript has 15 exons. The record is from RefSeq and is a predicted model, not a curated record. Gene Ontology annotation, molecular function: protein binding. The coding region runs from base 1 to 2814 and encodes 937 amino acids.